GGCGUCACAGUUUUCAUUGAAUCUCGCGGUGUUUGCGUAUUGAUUUUCAAAUCUCCUUUUGGCUCUUUUUGACAUUUAAAAUGAAAACGAUGCUUUUAUCUCACUCUGACCAUGUAGUGUCAUCGUAAUCCUUAAAAGAGGCGCACUUUUGGUGCGAGAAUUUUUGCUCAGAAGUGGUUUUUCGCUCCCCCUUCAGUUCAUUACAAUCACUCGUACGGUGAACUUUAUACAAUUUUCAAAUCUGUUUACUAUAAAAAAAAUCUUCUUUUGGCUCAAAUCAAAAGGGAAAAUUGUAUUUUCUUUCUCUUUCCCAUUGGCCAAAAGUAUGUCGCUAUAUAUGUUUUGACAAGUGAAAAGUGGAAAAUAUUCUUGCGGGUUCAUCUCCUAACGUAUUUGGGAGAAAAGUCAAAAAGAGACUAUGAUUAAAGUCUUGUGAACGAAGGGGGUUCUUUGGCCCUGCAAAGUGUAUUUCAUGAAGAUGGUGGAUGGUGACACUUUUAUGUGAUUUUUCGGUUAGAACUUCUCAAAGUCCGAUUUGUCAAAACCGAAAGAGGGUUGAAGAUUUUCGGCCGAUUAAAGGGUAAGGGGGGCGCUGCCAACAAUACUGAUGAGGAAGUGGCCUAAAGUGCGACAUACAUAUAUCAUCUCUACUAUAUAUAAGGCCCAAUAUUAUAUAUAAUAAUAAAAUCUUGAACGCCAUUUUGGACAGAAAUUAUUACCUCUACACACAAUUUUCUGUCAAAGUGACGAUUUGUGUUUUUUUUUUCGUGAAAAAUGUGAACUUUUCUAAUGCAUUUGCACUUUUGAGCCUAAAUGUAGGCAAAAUUCAGUGAGAAAAUUUCAUUUUAUUUUUUGUGCCAAAAAAAAGCCUUCAUGGCUUUUACUACACACAAAUACAUUUGAAAAUAUACAUAAAAUGAAUGAGUUUAGAGGUGAAGUGUCAAAAGUCAUUUAAAAAGUGAAGCAAGUGCGUGAAAACUCUUCUAAUAAGGGUGAAAAGCUCCUGCUAAAAGGAUUCUUUGGGAUUUCUAAUCAAUUAUCCCCAUUUCACUUUAAAAAAAUAAUUACGCGAGAUUUAGGCAGAGAAAUCAGUCGUGCAUCAGAAUUUUCGUGCCCAGAGAGAGAAUUGAAGAGGGAGACGAAGAAAAAAAAAGAAGAAAAACAUUCAUUUUGCGUAUCCUCGGGGAUCCCACGGGUGGCGUGAAAUGAUGCCGACAUGAGCACCGAGAGGCACGGCAGGAGAUGGAAUGGACAUGAACCUCGAAGUGGAUCAUCGGAAAAGGAGAAUUUCGUGGUGGUUGAGAAGAAUUGCAGCAAAUCACCACGUCCACCACUACCGGAUCUCAUACCAAUCCGGAAGAGUACGGCGGCGGUGGUGAAGAAUCCAAAGAAUCGCGAUGGCAACCACGAUGGUAAAUGCUGGACACCAAAUCCAAUGGAAUGUCAGCGGCAAAAUCAAAUGGUUGAGGAGGAAAAAAUAUCGAUCUGUGACAAAGCACUGAGGGAUGAGGAUAAGGAAAGACGAAGGAAGAAUGGCACAACAAAGGGGAAAGAGUGUGAUGAGAAAUUUCUCGAAAAUGGAGCAAGAAAUGACGAUGGUGUGGGCGAAAGGAUGGCCAGCAGUGGGAGCAGUAGAAGGGACAACAAUGAGCUGAGGUGUGGUGGGUGGGAAGUGCAUCCUACGGAGCCCAGCGUCAAUCCCGUCUUCCUCUGGGUCGUGCAGGAUGACACGGAGAUCAUUAGUGUGCGGUGCGAGGACUACGACCGUAGGAAUCGCAUCCGUUUGACCAAGACGUCAAAUGGAACGUGGAAGGCCACACCGCGGACGCAGAGCGAUGAUAGUGUGGAGGUGAUGCGACGACGGAAGAAGAAGAAGAAGAAAGAGAGGAAGAAGCACAGGAAGGAGAAGAAGCGGAAGAAGAAGAAGGACGAUGGGGAGAUGUUGGGGAUGAGUGUCCUGGGGCAGGUGGGGAGUGCGCAUGAGUUGGAGGAGAGCAGCAGAGGUAGUGGUGGUGGUGAUGAUGAUGGAGAAAAGUUGGAGACGACGAUGGUGUUGGGACGCGGGGCUGGGGCGGCGGCGGAUGAGAUGGAUAGAGGUGAUUGUUGCACGAGUGAAGGCAAGGAUGGUGAUGAGUUGUCGCUGCAGCAGCAGCAGCAGCAGGAUGAUGUGGUGGUGCAGCAAGUGCAAGAGCAAGAAGACUAUGCAGUGCAUGGGGCGCAUGGGAAUGAGCAAGCAACCCAACAUAGUCUUGGUGAAUCAGUUUAUGAGACAUUUGAGGUGGAUACAGUCGCGAAUUGUGUGCAGAAUUCCUCCUGCAAGGACACCCCAGAGGAACCAUCUUUAUUGCAACAAGACCAACACAUUCUUUUCGCAUCAUCCCCAACAACUAGUCCCAAGUACCACCACAAGGGUCACCAUACGCAUCAGCAGCAUCCCCCGAGGAGCCCAGUUGGUGCAGAAAAGACCAAAGAGGAGGUGAUUGAAGAGAAAUUCCUACCAUUUAUGUGCAAAAGCAUCACAGAAGACGACGCCCAGCAUAGCUUCAAGCAGGAAUCCUUCGCGGACAAUCUGAACGUCACCACAGAGCUCAUUGAUACAAUCAGGGAAAUUGCUGUGACCAACACUGAGGACCUGGACCUCACGGAUCACUGCGAGGAGAAUACCAUGACUGGUGCUGAACUCCUCGAUUCCCUCAUUGAGCACAGCUGUGAAGUCAACAAUAUUUCAGGUCACAUUGAUGACGUAAAGCAGCAAACUCCGUGUGAUGUUGAAGAUGACUACAAUGAGGAGGAUGAGCUUCUUCUAGACUCAGAACCAGUGGCAAAUAUAAUUUCACGCCUAAGUGAUUCCCCAAAGUGUCUCUCAUUCACGGAAUCCGGUGAGAUUGAGACGAUUCUUGAGUCGGGGAACAUUUUCAAGGGUACAGAGCAGACUCUCGAUGAUCUGUCGUUAACCAUAAAGGAGCUCACGGAGACAAAGUUCAUGGGAAGUGAGGCAAAUCAGAAGAAUAUGUCGGAGUUGACGUCAUUGCUGUCGCCGGAUUCGUGUGCUGAGGAAAUGCCCAAAGAUUUGAGUUGUAAGACAGCUGGGAGUCAGCAGCAGCAGCACAGGAGCCCAUCACCGGCACGACCAACAUCUCGGGGUUCGGAUACAAUUCAGAGCCCACAGCCGAGUGGUUUGCCCCCCAUUCCACCAUCUCCGGAUACAUUUUCGCAGCAACAUCGACUCAUGCAGACCCUUCCGGUAUUCCCGAAGGUGUCCACGGGACGAACUGGAGGGCAGGAUGGGGGACAGCAGCAGCAGCAGCAGCCGCAACAACCGGAACCAUUGAAUUUGGGUGUUUGUAGGAAGUCUGCAAGUCCAACGGUGAGUUGCAGUGAAGAGGCAAAGAAUCUCCUGAGUGAUCUCACGAGUGGGGAGGAGAAUCUCCUGAGUAGUGAACCCGUGAGGAAGCGCCAUAAGUCCGAUAGUUAUCGACUGGAUGAGGCAAAGGGUGGGCAUGUGGAUAAGUCCGGAAAGGAUCCGGAUCCAUUGACACAGUUGCGACUUCUCAUGUCGAAUAGCGAAUGGAAAGUACCUAAUACACUCCUUGUGCCAAAGGAUCGUCUCAAUGCUGUCCUUGCAUCGCCAGCACGGGAGAUUCCCCUUCUUCUUACCACACGCCCCGAGCUCCGGCUCCCGGAGGCUUUUGCAUUCCCCUCAAUACUUCAAGAUCCGGACAUUUUGGUGGUGUCGCUGAAUCAACUGGAGACAAUCCUUGAGAAGCAGGAGGAGCUGUUUAAGGUGAAGGAUACCCCCGAGGUGGGGCAUCAGAAGAAACAGCCUCCACCGCAACCGCAGCAAACAACAAAAUUCCCCCAGAGUCAUCAUGAAAUCCCCGAAAGGCAGAGGCAUGCAGCAGCACAGGCACAAAUGCCCGCCGCUGGGAAGUUUGACAUGGAUCCCGGGACAUUAAAUCUCUUCAAUCAAAUGCUCUGGUUGCCGUAUUUGCAGAAUCAACUACGCAGCAGUCAGAAUAUGGGAGACUUCAUGAAGGCACCGAAUUUGCGAAAUAUGCCCGGAACCUUUCCGGAUCUCCUUAUGUUGCUUGCAGCACAAAAUAAUCUCAACACAGCGAUGCCACCGAACUUCCUUGGGUGCCAGAACCCAUUGGAAUUUGCCCUGUGGCAAGAGGCUAUGCUGCAGGAGAGUAAUAUGAACAUCCAGCAGCUGCAACGACUCAAUGCCGAACGACAGGGAGCCACUAAGAAGUACACACCGAAGCAGAAUCUCCCCAAAAUGUCACCAUAUCAGCAGAAAUCCACCCACCCGAUGCACUGCAUGACAAAUCCUCUGGGGAAUUUACGUUUCCCCGGGACUGGGGGUGGUCACAUGGGGGCACAGAAGGCGGCAACAAGUCCCUUUGCAACAUCCCCAACUUACCCCCAACAGCGAUCUUGUGGUGGUGCGAAUAUCCCGGCGCAUAUGAAGAAUUCUCUGUCAUUUGCCCAUCCACAAACCCACGCGCAUCAACCGGCAAAGAAGACGCAGCAUCAGCAGAUGAAUAGUUUUCCUGGACACUUCCCAGGUGCCACGGGGUACACAAAAGCCGACUACGAUGCGGUGAAUCAGCAAAUGCAAAAAGCAAAGGAGGAUGAGCGUCGGCACAAGUAUCAGGCGUAUCAGGAGGCACGAAAUAAGGGGGCGCAGUGUCAGUCACUCCUUAAUCUCCUCAAUCCACAGCUGGGUGGUGUCUUCCAGCAGCAACAGCACCAUGAGGAGAAGGCUAAACAUGCAACAAACGCGGAAACACAGGCUGUUAGUAGUCAAGCACAGACGGUUACGCAGCCAAAGCUGAAAGUUAAAUCGGGGCAGCAUCUUCUAGAUCCAGCUGCCAUGCAGAGGCGUCUCCUCACCACGGAUGAACUCUCCGAAGUUGGCAGUACAACCAGUAUGUCUGAUGAUGGUUCCGAUGCUAAUUCAGCUCUCUGGCAUCCACUCUUUGGCAGCCCUCCAAAGAGUGCUGGCAGUGGUGGUGGGUACGUGAGCCCGUGGCAGUGGACAACAGUAACGAUAGCGGGUGAGUGACAAACGCGGGCUCCGCCUGAGCCCGCUACAAAUAAAGGUCACAGUGUUCCUCCUUAUCUCUACGGCAACCUCUAUCACGAUGGUUUAGCCAUGAAUCCACCUUUUGGGAAUUCUCCGCAUAACAACAAAUAAAAGUUCUCCGUUGCGUGGGAAGAUCCUUAAGUAAAAUGAAAAUGGACAAAUCACUACAAAACAAAGGAAAUUAGUGCGUGAGUAGAAAAAAAACAUUUUUUUAAUGAAUUACAUAAAAUGUGAACCUCACGCCAACACACAUCUUAUACCAGUCUCCCCUAUGAAACAAAAUAUUAUGAUAAUCUCUAUGUAAUAAAUAAUAUAUUGUAUAAUGCGUAUCUGCUCCCUCCCCUCCCUCCCACACACAAUACAAUAUUUAUUCAUAUUUUAUUCUAAAAAAAUAUUAAUUUUAAAACAAAAUAAUUAAAUCAAGUGGUGAAGAAGAAAAUCAAUAAUGAUGAUGAGGAAGGAAUUUGUUAAAGAAAAAUCCCAAAGACAGUUGAAUUAUAUAUUAUUAUGAGAAUCUACAUAAUAUAGAAUAUUUUUGUGAUAAUUUUGAGGACAAUUUCUUAUAUUAAAAAAAAACGGAAGAAUUGACGGAAGUGAAGAAUUAAAACUUUUAAAAGAAGAAGAAAAAUAUUAAUCUUUGAUGAAGAAAAUGUUGAUGUCACAGUGUGUAAUGUGCGGUGUUUCUGUGCAUUUUUUCUUGAGCAAAUCAAACACAAAAAUAAUGAGUUUUUUUCACAAAAAAAAAUGUUUUUUUUGUGCGAAUUUCUUCAUGACACUGUGUAACGUUCUUUUUAUUUCCGGUUGUUAAUUAAUUAAAUUAAUUAAAUUAAAAUUAAAAUUAAUAAAAAAAACAUGAAAAAUGAUGUGAAAUAUUUCGAUAAAACCCAAAAAAAAACGCUCUAGACAAAUAUUUGUAAUAAAGAAAAAAAUCAAGAAAUAUUUGUAAUAAGAAAAUUAAAAGAAAAUCAUGGCAUUAAAAAAAUAAUAAAAAAAACUAUUUAAAAUGAUGGCAAAAAUUUGAUGUUAGACCUACACACACAUAUAUUAAGUAGUCAAAAAAAAUGAAUAGAUUACCAAAAAUAAAUCAUUUCACAUGAAAAAAAUGGAAGGAAGAAAAAAAAACAUCAAAAGUCUAAAUAAGGAGAAGCUAAAGAAAAAAAAUUUGAUAAUCGACUGUAAAGAAAAAAAAAAACGAUAAAAAUAUUUCAGUUUAAUUCUUUUUUUAGCAAAAAUUGUGUAAAACUGAAAUAUAGCAAAAAAAGUCAAGAAAACAAAAAACUAAUGGAUGAUUCACAGCAGUGAGGAUUAAUGCGGAAGUUGAUCGCGCGAAAAGGAUUCAAGGAUAAUUCAGAGAGAACUAAUCCAAAAAUAAGUAUAGCUAUUUUGCCCAUUUCGAUCCUUUAAAUGUUUCAAAACAUUCUCAUCAAUGUUUCAUUGCGAGAAACUCAGUGGCAAACAUUGUGAAUGAAUUAUUUGAAGGCUUUUCAAAUAAUAAGGAAGUUACUUUGGCAAACUCAACAUCCAUAUAUGCCUGAAUAGCCUCCUUUUAAAGUUUUUUUUUUAAAUUAUUAUAAAGUUUACAAAUGUUUUGAACAUGGAUUAAAUGCGCUGUAUUAUUAUUUUUUUUCAUAAUUUUAUUAAUUAUAUGUUAUUGAAUAAAACAUGAAUUUGCUAACACGUUAAUACAACAAAUUAAAGGCAAAAUGAUAUUUGAAAAAUUCAUGUUUUUUUAAAGAAGCAAAAUUACUACAAAAUGAAGCAGUUUAUGAAGUCAUUCUGCGACUAUUUAGCUUUCCUUGGCCCGAACUGGAUAUUUAGGUGAAACAUUGAGCUGAAACAUAAAACAAUGAAAUACUUCCUUGAAUUUUUAAUAAUUUAGGAAUUUGUAAAUACGUUGUAAUGCGAUAAAAUCACAUAAAAAAAGUUAAACAAAAAUGAUGAAAAAUCUGUUUACAGAAAAAGACCUUCUAAGUUCGUCCAAAGUUAGUGUUUCAGUGUUUUUUUUUUGUUUCAACAUAAUCACAAAGGAAUUAACCCUUUAGCCUUCUUUGGGUCAUACGUUGUCCUAAAACAUUAAACAUUUUAUUUUUUCCAGAUUUUUUUGAAUAUAAUUGUUUUUCCAAGUUAGAAAUGCAUAUAAUUCACACAGAAGAGGCUAAAGAAGACAUUUUGACUGAGAAAUGCCCUCUUUAAGCAUCAACAGAAUAAAUAUCGUGAUAAAAGAGCGCAUGUUUCAAUGAUUCUAAGUUUCACGUAAGAGGGAAAUGGUUAAACAUGAAACAUUGAAAUACUUAAAAUGAAUUUCUUAUUAAUUAGUUAUUAGACAUUUCAACAGUGAAAAUUCCGUUCAGAAUUAAUGUCAAGAUGAGAAAAAAAUCAAUUUUUUGCAUCAAUUUGCGGCACGAAACAUGGAAACAUUGAAUUAUUCUAUACGUUCAUCCAUAUAAUUAUUCAAUAGAUGCUCUCAGAGAUCACUUAUUUAGCAUCCUAUUUGUAAAUUAAAUGCAUUUCUAAGUAGGAAAAUAAAUUAUUUUAAGUGAAUUAAUGGACACAAAAUAUUAAACCCUUUCGCAUUCUCGUGAAACUUAAAAUCAUUGAAACAUGCGCUUUUUUCAUCGCUUUAUUCACUCUAUUGAUACACUCAGAGGCAAUUUCUCAAGCAAAAUAUCUUCUUUGGCUUCCUCUGUGUGAUUUUCAUGCAUUUCUAACUUGCAAAAAAACGAUUAAAAUGAUUAAAAAAUUGAGAAAGUAAAAUGUUUCACAUUUGAGCCAUCGUACGAUCCAAAGAACGCAAAAGAAUUAACUAAAAAUAUGUGUUUCAUUCAAUUUUCAUCAAAACAACUUUGGCGCCAUUUUUUUGGCCAUCAUUGUAAAUGCGCAUAAAUCAGCCAUAAAUUCCACACAAAAGGGUACCUAUUUACUUCGUAAUUAAUUCUCACUGCAUUGAAAGCCUUUAAGUGUUAAGCAACAAAAAACAAAAACAAAUAUUAAUUAAAUGAAAUUUUAGUCAUGAAUUCUGAUUGAAAAAAUCAAUUUCUUACCCAUUUAUUAGUAGUUAAAAGAAAUAAAAGAUUAGAAAAGAAAAUUAGGGAUGAAGAAAAAGUAAACGGAAAUAAUAUAUCAAAAUUCUAUCAAUUUUCCUAUUAUUAAAGUAAAAAAAGAAGUUAAAACAGCAUAAAUUAGUGGCAAAGUGCAAGAAUUUCUCUUUUUUUUUGUAAAUUAUUUUUAUUUUAUUUUAUUAAUUCAAUAAUAUUUUAUUUGUUUACUAUUAUUAUUCAUUUCUUCUAUUAUGCAUAAAUAUAAUAUUGUUCCGAUGGGUAAAGCUGUGAUGAAGAGCAGAUUGGAUUUAUCUCCGCUGUAUAUUAUAUUAUUAUUAUUAUUUUCUUAUUUGUUUAUACAUUUUUUUCUAAGACUCUUUUAGUUCUUUUUGAAUUUAUUUCUUGAAUGAAAAAGAAAAUGAAAGAUCUUUAAGAAAAAAAAAACUGAAAAAUAUUUAAUGUGCAAAAUAGAAUUUAUAAACAAAAUGAAAAGAAUUGAAAGAUUCUCAAUAAAAGAAGCUCCUACAUAAAUAAAGAGAAGAAGAAAUAGGUAAAAUACACAAGGUAAUUAUAUAUAUUUUCAGUCAAAUUAGAUGAAAGAAAAGAAUGAAAAAUGAAACUGUUGCGUGGCCCAUCUUUUUUCAAUGUCAUGUAAAAAUAACAUCCCCUCAAAAAAAAACUAUUUAGGAAAAAAUACGAUGAAGAAGAAGAAGAAAAACAAUUAACUGCUAAGGCAUUAAAUAAAUAAAUUAUACUCAUGUGCAA
This is a messenger RNA of Lutzomyia longipalpis, 8892 nucleotides long. RefSeq lists its product as uncharacterized. The transcript is spliced from 5 exons. The record is from RefSeq and is a predicted model, not a curated record. Lineage: Eukaryota; Metazoa; Arthropoda; Insecta; Diptera; Psychodidae. The coding region runs from base 1217 to 5068 and encodes 1283 amino acids.